This is a messenger RNA of Octodon degus (degu), 948 nucleotides long. Its product is annotated as olfactory receptor 8J2-like. Gene Ontology annotation, biological process: G protein-coupled receptor signaling pathway; sensory perception of smell. The transcript has a single exon. Gene Ontology annotation, molecular function: odorant binding; G protein-coupled receptor activity; olfactory receptor activity. Bases 1 to 948 code for a protein of 315 amino acids. The record is from RefSeq and is a predicted model, not a curated record. Lineage: Eukaryota; Metazoa; Chordata; Mammalia; Rodentia; Octodontidae. Gene Ontology annotation, cellular component: membrane.
AUGGCGGCUAGGAAUCACACCCAGGUGCGCGAGUUCGUUCUCGUGGGGAUCUCUGACAGCCCAGGGCUGCAGGUUCCCCUCUUCCUCACCUUCCUGGUCAUCUAUGCGCUGACGGCGGCAGGGAACCUGGGCAUCAUCACCCUCACCAGCGUGGACUCCCGGCUGCAAACCCCCAUGUACUUCUUCCUCCGGCACCUGGCUGUCAUCAACUUCAGCAACUCCACCGUCAUCGCCCCUAAAAUGCUGAGCAACUUCUUGGCAAAUAAGAAAACCAUCUCGUACUAUGCGUGCGCCACCCAGCUGGCAGGAUUCCUGGUUUUCAUCGUGGCUGAGAUCUUCAUGCUGGCCGUGAUGGCCUAUGACCGCUACGUGGCCAUCUGCAACCCCCUGCUCUACAUGGCGGUGGUGUCGCGGCGGGUCUGCCUGCUGCUGGUGUCCCUCACCUACCUCCAUGGCCUGUUCACAGCUCUGGUGGUUACACCUUCUGUAUUCUCCGUGUCUUAUUGUUCUGCCAACAUAAUCAACCAUUUUUACUGUGACAAUGUCCCUUUACUGGCAUUAUCCUGUUCUGAUACCUCCACUCCAGAGACCGUGGUAUUUGUCUUCUCUGGGACAAACUUGUUCUUCUCCAUGAUUAUUGUCCUAGUAUCCUACUUCAACAUCAUCUUUGCCAUUUUAAAAAUACGCUCUGCAGAGGGGCAACGGAAGGCCUUCUCCAUGUGUGCCUCUCACAUGACCGCUGUCACCGUGUUCUACGGGACGCUCCUCUUCAUGUACCUGCAGCCCAGGACCAACCACUCCCUGGACACUGACAAAACAGCUUCUGUCUUCUACACACUGGUGAUACCAAUGCUGAACCCUGUCAUUUAUAGCCUGAGGAACAGGGAUGUGAAGGACGCUCUGCAGAGGCUCCUCCGCAGCCCAGGCUGUGCACUCCCGCUAAUGUGA